AGACAGAAGGAAAGAGAAAGAAAAGACGUGUAUAGAGCGCGAGUGAGAAGGAAGGAAAAGGACUCUCGCGACGCGAAACAAGCCUGUGUGUUGCCUUCUUUGGAUCGUGGAAAAAAAGACCCUAUCGGACAACAAUCGGCCGUUACGGUCAAGAUACAGAGGGCCCGCGAGAUGUCUCUGACGUGCCGAGUGCAGUAUCUGAAUGACGUCGAUCCGUUUGCCUAUGCGAGCUCCUAUCCGGAGCCACCUAGGCCGCCUGUGCACACCUUCAGCGCGACCUUGCCACUAAUUAACCAGCUCGCAGCGGUGCAUCGACUUCUACGGGCGCCUCAUAGGCUUGAUGAUACGGCGCUCCAGCUGUAUAAAGAUGGCGAUUAUGGCGCUUAUUUGGACCUUGAAGCCUCCAUCAGCGAGCAACAGGAAGAAUUCGAAGGUUUCCAGACCAACCGAAAAAAUUCGAUCGUCCUCAGGACACAGCUGUCUGUGAGGGUGCAUACUAUCAUAGAAAAAUUGCUGAACAGCGAGGGCCGCGAGCUACGACGAGCUCUCUUCUCCCUCAAGCAGAUCUUUCAGGAGGACAAGGACCUGGUGCACGAGUUUGUACAAAAUGAUGGGCUUGCUUGCCUCAUCAAGGUUGGCAGCGAGGCCGACCAGAAUUAUCAAAAUUAUAUACUGCGAGCUCUCGGUCAGGUGAUGCUCUAUGUGGACGGCAUGAAUGGAGUGAUGGAACACGGUCAGACGGUUCAGUGGUUAUACACGUUAAUAGCCAGCCGCUUCCGAUUAGUGGUGAAGACUGCACUGAAGCUGUUGCUGGUAUUUGUCGAAUAUGUGGAGACGAACAGUCUGCUGCUGGUCAGGGCCGUUAGAUCGGUCGAUACAUCCAGGGGCAUGAUACCCUGGACAAACGUGAUGAAGCUGCUGAAGGAUUACGACGCCGCCGACACGGAAUUACUGAUCUACGCGACGACGUUGGUCAACAAGUGUUUGAACGGUAUACCGGACCAGGACACUUAUUACGAUCAGGUGGACUGUUUGGAGGAGCAGGGGAUCGAGGGCAUCAUCCAGAGGUACAUGUCGAAGCAAGGCACCGAUCUUGAUCUACUCAGACAAUUCCAGAUCUACGAGGCCGUGCUGCAUCACGAGGAUGGGAACGAUAGGGGCUCGCCUAUUCGUCAGCUAGACGAUAACAUCAGGAAAACGCUACGAAACCGGAAGUCCCUGGUGGAUUCUCACGAACGGCGAAAAUCCCGGCGACACUCGACGGGCACGUCUCCAUUGUCGAUGUCCUUGAACGCGCGCCUAAGUCCGCGGCUCAACCACUCGUUGGGUAUAAGCUCACUGAACAACACGCUAAACUCAAGUUUGCCCGACGACGACGACGAGUCGAGCAGUUCUCAGAGUUCGCAGGGUCAUCUCGGCGAAGUUCAAUUGAAUGGCAGCUACAAGGAGAACAAAGUAGACGUUGGCGUGACACCGGCGUUAAGACGUCGAAGGGAACGAGCUGAGAGGCAGAGGAGCUUUAUCAGGGAACAGCAAGAGGCCACGGCGACUAUGCGAGCAUCUGUGGUACCCUCGGACGAUCAGGAAAGUCCCUACGCGACGAACGGCCUGCGUUACACUAACGGCACGUCGUACGAAAGAAAUGCGGACUCGCCGUCGAAUAAGUUAUCCAGGACAAACAGCAGGAAAGACUUGACGCCUCUGAUGAAUGCUGCGAACAAGCUUGACUCCGAGGAGAAGAAACCAUGGUACGGCAAGAGCCCGGACGAGGGUGUCGAGUGCGACGAGGGUAAUCACACCGACGAGGAUGAGGAUCGUCGAGUGGUUCUACAACUGAAGAGGGAAGGAACCGUCAAGGAUCUCACACAAAAGCUGGCCGCUCAAAAUCUUAUACCGAGCAGCCCGGUCGAGGAGAAGGUUUCCAGGAUAGGGGACAUGAGCGGUCUGAUCUCGAAGGCGAAGGAGGGUCUGGCAAAGUCCAAGUCAAAAGCGGACGUGCUGAAGUCUCCUACCGGCGACAGCCUGCCGAAACUGCAAGAAGCGAAGAAAUCCGAGAACGAGCUGCAUUGGGAGGAGUUGGUUAAGAAACUGAAGCGGCCACUCGAACUCUGCGACCUCGACUUCACCGAUCUGAAUUCCGACGACGAAGUUGACAUUCUUGGACCUGUGAACGUGACCAACGGCGUACCACCGCCACCACCACCCAUGGUUCCGACUCCUGGUGGCGCACGGGCACCACCGCCACCACCUCUAGGGGCGAGGCUACCGCCACCCGUACCGCAAGCGCCUCCACCGUUGUUCGGCGUGAAUCUCAAGUCGCCGAGGUCACCGACCGCGGUCGACUCCAACAACGCUCCAAAGAGUCCACUGCCGACCUUCACUAAGAAGAGUAAAAAGACGGUGAAGCUGUUCUGGAAGGAGGUCAGGGAUGACCCCAUCAUACUGUCGAAGCUCGACAAAAACAAAAUGAUAUGGGACGAGCUGUCGCCAGUAUCUGUUGACACGCAGAAGCUCGAACACCUGUUCGAGAGCCGUGCUAAGGAUCUCAUCACGAAGGAGAAACAGCAAGAGAUGAACAAAAACAAGGAGAUCAUCGUGUUGGACCAUAAACGAUCAAACGCCAUCAAUAUCGGGAUGACUAAGUUGCCUCUACCAAAAUCUAUUAAAAUCGCGAUCUUGAAAAUGGACGCAACAAUUAUGAACAGAGAGGGUAUCGAGAAACUCUUGACGAUGCUGCCAACCGAGGAGGAGAGGUCCAGGAUACAAGAGGCGCAGGCCGCCAAUCCUGACCUACCUUUGGGAUCGGCCGAGCAGUUUCUUCUAACUUUGGCCUCUAUCUCGGAGUUGCCUGCCAGGUUGAAACUUUGGGCGUUCAAGUUGGACUUUGAGAAUUCGGAGAAGGAAAUUGCGGACCCUUUGAUGGAUCUGAAGCAGGGAAUGGAGACCCUGCGAGUGAAUAAAACGUUCCGCGGGAUUCUGAGCACGCUCCUUUCGAUCGGGAUAUUCCUCAACGGAAAUGAGGUGAAGGGCUUUCAGCUGGAAUACCUCGCCAAAGUACCUGAAGUAAAGGAUACGGUUCACAAGCACUCGCUGCUUCAUCACCUUUGCCACAUGGUGAUGGAGAAGUUUCCGGAUUCCACGGAUCUCUAUUCGGAGAUCGGCGCUGUGACAAGAGCAUCGAAAAUCGACUUCGACGAGCUCGCGGCAAACAUCGGGAAACUAGAGAGCGAGUGCAAGGCAUCCUGGGACUACCUGAAGCUCAUCGCGAAGCAUGAUGGUUCCACGAUGAUGAAAGUCAACAGAAUGUCAGACUUCCUGGCGGACUGUGCGGAGAGGAUAAUCGUGCUGGGCAUCGUGCACAGGCGGAUCAUAAAUCGAUUCCACAAAUUCAUCUUAUGGCUGGGGAUCCCGCUGCACAGGGUGCAAGACACGAAGCCGAAUGAGUUUUGCCGGAUCGUGUCCGAAUUCGCGCUCGAGUACAGAACCACCCGGGAGCGGGUGAUACAGCAGCUGGAGAAAAAAGCCAAUCACCGUGAAAGAAAUAAGACCAGGGGAAAGAUGAUCACAGAGGUUGGUAAAUUCUGGUCGAAAGAGGAUUGCGCGGAAGCGAAGCUCAGGCAACUGCUAGAAAACGAUAUCUCCGACGUCGAAAGUAUUCACAGUACAUGGAGGAGACAGAGGAAAGACGCUCGCACAUCGCUGGGCCCGUUGCUUCGCGACGAAAACACCAACGGGAAUCUGACUGAUGGUGACGACGAGUUGCUGGAAUCAUUGGUGAAAACAGCAACGAAGACACCGGCAACGAGAACAACGCCGAGGGAACGCAAGAGGACCAGACACGCCGAUCGUAAGUCUUUGCGUAGAACGCUGAAGAACGGCCUCUCGGAAGAGGAGAAGAAACACAUCGCCACCUACAUCAAGGGCUACUGACUGUGAUAAAACUCGAAACCUGUAGCUCGUCCACGAGAAGAAACGAGGGAUAGUAACACGAUCAUCGAAACUUCGGUCGGACGUUGAUCACACGACCAGAACAUUGCGAUUUCACGGAGGCGCAACCAACGAACACGAUGAAACAAAAAGCCUCUCUCUAUGGAAAUCGCAUACACCAAGGUUAUAUGUUAAAAGAAUUAUAUAUACAUAUACAUAUAUAGAUAUAUAUACACGCUUAUAUAUAUAUAUUUCUAUCGAACUUUCUGUACGUUGGCAGAAAGCUAUCGUUUUUAUUAAAUUCGUCGGUGAAGACGAAACUCGAGGCCUUCCAUUCUAUUUUUCGAUCUUAUCGCUUCAACUGUCGUUCGUACUUUUCCAAAUACGAUCAAAUGCCGUAAUGGAAUAAACCGUAUUGGCCUAAACCUUUAUAGUUACAGACGAUCAGAGUUGAAUUUCGCAAUUUUGAUACUAAGAGGUAUUUUCUAAUUAAUUGAAUCGGUCCAGUUUUAUCAAUUUAAUAGAUUUUUGAUUGUACGAAUGGUGAAAGAUUCAGUCGGUUCACAAGUUGAUACGUGCAUAUGCGUUAAGUGGUAAAUCAUUUAAUUUUCGUCGUGUAUAUUUUUUAAGAAUUUUCCUUAAGAAGAUGCACACAUAUCGAGAAAUAUUUUAUGCACUCAACUCUUCGCAGUCGCUAAAAAUGACCGAUUGUGUAGCACAACGAAAGAGAAACGGAUCGGGAUGAUCAGUCAGACGGCUCACAUCUCGUUUGGUACGACUGCUGGCUUGUAGGCGACGAAGCGACGAGCUUACGGGUCAGCGUUUCGCAUCGCGAACGAAUACCACGACUUUUGAAACUUAUAUCCUCUCCAUCUUCUUUGCGCGGAAAAAAAACGGCAUGAAAGAAGGAAAAAAAAUGGAGAGAGAAGUUUUCAAAUGCAUCUUCCGCGGUGACAGUUUCUCGCGAAUAAAUGCCCGUACGCGAAGAGGAGAAAGCAUUUCUCGAAGCAAUUCGCUUUUGCAACAUGGAACGAGAAGAUUAUUGAAAUACCCGCUGAGAUGUUUCUGCAUUCGAGCAAACACUUGAAAGUUCGAACGACAGCGAUGAAAAAUCGGACAAUCUUAUCGAAACGUACACGCCUCAAACGACACUUUUGAUUCGUCGAUGAAAAACUUUGAGUUCUCUCUUCAGGUUUAAGAAAAGUUUCGAACGAAAUUCAAUGAACCAUUCGAUGAUACGAAACCGUAUCUUUCGUACGUAUUUCUUUUUCUCUUUUUUUUUCUGUCGACGAAGGAAGAAACUAGGAAACGAACACGAGAGUUUAUGAACGUGAAUAGCGAUUUUAUUUCUGCCGAUAUCGUAGGUAGUGAAUUUCGAAUACCUAGACGGCGAAAAUUUGUAAACGGUGUGAUUUGUACGGCGAGAGGAGAAACUUAAUUAAUUUAAUCAUCACCUUAUUAUCGCGCUGCGUGAUGUUGCGCAUGCGUUAUUACUGUAAUUUUCUGCGGAAAUAAUUCUUGAAAUAAAAUUGAGAGCAGCAAUAAUGAA
Messenger RNA from Bombus terrestris (buff-tailed bumblebee), 5476 nucleotides. RefSeq names its product FH1/FH2 domain-containing protein 3 (gene Fhos). Lineage: Eukaryota; Metazoa; Arthropoda; Insecta; Hymenoptera; Apidae. Gene Ontology annotation, molecular function: actin filament binding. The coding region runs from base 172 to 3930 and encodes 1252 amino acids. The record is from RefSeq and is a predicted model, not a curated record. Gene Ontology annotation, cellular component: cytoskeleton; cytoplasm. The transcript has 19 exons. Gene Ontology annotation, biological process: cortical actin cytoskeleton organization; actin filament network formation.